CGACGAACUUCGCGCGACAAGCAUGGACGGUAUAGCCGAAAGCAACACUGGAUCGUCACGAGGAGGACGACAACGACGGCGCAACAACCGUCGCAGUGGACGUGGAGGCAGUCGUCAAGGAAAGGGUGACGAAGAAGGAGGCGGCAACGUGGCGCCAGCGUUGGUCCCCGCAGAAAGUACAAUCCCCCUCCUUCCCCAUCAACGUCCGAAAAGCAUUGCCGCGCCGUUGACAUCCGCUGUUACGUCGUUGUCCUUGGAGACAGUGACAACACUCUUGGUGAACAAUCCAUCCCUUGUGAAUCUCGUGGAUCAUAAAGGAGAAACGGCAUUGACCACGGUGUGCGGCCUCAGGAAGGUUCACUCGGCUGAAGCGCAUACGGCCAUCGUUCAAGCUUUGUUUGCGCAUGGAGCGCUCCUGUCGGUGAAGAACAGGCAAGGACGCGCGGCGUUUACGUUGGCAUGUUGUCGGCAUCAUGUCCACCUCCUCCCCUUUCUGCUUCAAGAAGCUGUCAAGCAAGAGCAAGUGAACCCGUACGAGACGGUGCCGGCAUUGCUGUUGGCGACGCUGGGUGGAUUGGACAACCGCAUCAUGGAUUCUGAUCGCGGGCGAUGGGACGCCAUUGUCCAAAUCGACCCUGAACAGUGCUUUCAAACCGUCGAAUUUCUCUUGGAACAGACCAAGUUGCUCCAAAAUGGAGUCGCGUUCGUAAAACACGCGUGCCAAUCGCUCAAUGCGCGCGGCCUCACGCCCCUGCACCUGGCAGCAGGACUGUUUCAACCCAAAACGGUCGCGUACUUGCUGGACAACAACGGCGACCCUCACGUCCACGAGGACAAUGCGCUGACCCCUGUCCAGUUUCUCGACGUGUGCUUCUGCCAAAUCGAGUCGUUCCUGGUUGACACGUCUGCAUCAGACAGCCAUCCAUUGUCUGCUCCCAAUCAUCCACGCGGCAAUACCAGACGUGGGCGAGGGAAACGGUCGCAUGUCGUGUCGGCGGAUGGCACCAGUGUGCAGACCCGUGCGUUGGAGACGCUCCUAACAUUUGCCCGACAUUGUGGGAUUGAGCCGCUGUUUAUGAACAACGGGUGCUUUUCGCUCCGGUGUCGCCGCCUGAAAAAUGCUGUCGUCGCGCAUUUGGGUCUGGCCUCCAUCUUGGAAACGACGUGUGGCGCGCGCGAGACCAUGGGCGACGCCAAGUUGGUCUUGCUGGACUACGUUGCUGGCUUGUACCGGGCAAUGCAGAAGAAUCCUGACUUGCGGGCGUAUUGGGAUGCGGCCAUUCGCCGCCCAGACAUCGCCACCGACACAGCAUCCAGUGCAAUAAAGUAUCCCUUCACUGACAAAACGCUAAGGUGGCUCGUGAAGGGGUUGACGGAGGGUCAUCCAAACCCGCGAUUUCUGUCCACAUGGGCCUACAUCAUCGCCGAUGUGUUGAAAUUAUACGCGCCUGGUUCUGGAGGCCAACUGAACAAUGUCGAAGACUUGACUGCAAUCACGACGUCCAUGGCUCGUUCAGUCAAGCGGUUGAUGUUCAACUUGUGCGACGCGGACACGGCGGACGAUGAAGUCGAGAUCAAGUUGUUGCUUUCGAAACUUGAAAUGCUCAUGUUGUGGCUUGUGCCGUACGUGACGUCGUUGCCUGACGAGGUCGACCCCGUCCACGAUGUGCUCAAGGUGGUCACGGAACCCUUGGUGGAGUUGAAGUUCCUCGUGCACUUAGCGUUGCAGACCAUUUCUGGCGAAGUGUACGCCCCCGAUCGGUUUGCCGCGACACUGCAUGUGUUGCAACUCGUGGCCCAGCUUGAAGCGUGCUUUGAAUCGGAUCAACUCCCCCGGUUGGUUCGCAUGUUCAAAGCCCAAGUGGAAAAACCCCACGCACAUACGUGGCGAGACUCGGACCAGUCCAAAGUUCCCGUGAGCCUUAACCUUGUGUCGGCUGCGUUUGGGUUGCCCGCGUCGUUUGUCCAGUGGAUGCAGCCACUGCGAACGAACGUGAACGAUUUGAUUCGCUCGGAAGUGCGAUUGCUUCCAGAGUAUUUUCAAGAAUGGACGACCCACGCGAGCUUUAUCACGACGGAAAACAAAUUGGAGUACAUUGAAACGGUCGCGGAGGAGCGCCCAGGGCAUUUUCAACUGACGAUCAAUCGGCAAGUAUCGCCAGAGUGUUUUCUGGACUUUGUCAUUCAACAGGUGCUAUGUACAUCCAUUCGAAACUUGACGGGUGAAAUGGAAAUCAAAUUCUUGAACGAACCAGCGAUUGGCGUUGGUCCCCUUCGUGAGUUCUUUGAGCUCGUGGGGAAGCACUUUUUCAACCCAAACCUGUCGAUGUCGUUGGAUCCACACACCGACCACGUUGUGGCGUCGACCAGUGCGAAAUCCAUUUUCAGCCAAUGGCUGCACUUGGCCAGGCAUAACAUUUCAACGACGCUGCAGCUGCCAUCGGCCAAGGAUUUAAAGGCGGACGCCAAGAUAACCCACUCGUCGGCGCUGUGGCUGCCCAUUUUCGCCUUCACGGACGCGAGCCAGAGCUUGUUGUGCCUUCAUAACCACCCCCUGUCUGUGGUAUGCGCUCCAACCAAAGACGACAAUGGAGUUGUUCACACGCAAUUUGACCACAUCGUGGAAAACGUCGAGCUUGGCAAGGUGUAUCGUUGCGCCGGGCGAUUGACGGGGCUGGCCUUGCGACACCAAGCUCCGUUAGGGGUACAUCUGCCCGAGGCAUUUUGGAAACUGGUGCGGGGCACGGACAAGCUGACGUGGCAAGACUACACGUCCCACAGCCCCCAGUUCCAGUCGAGUUUGGCUGCGGUUCUCGACCACGAUUUCGGCACGGAUGACAAUAAUGAUGCGUGGGAAUUGUACUUUGAAUCGUGUGGUGCUGUCACAGUCGUCGGCACUGCGGACGAGGACGGCACGACCCACCACUACCCGUCGACAGAAAUCGAGUUGCAAGUCGGCGGCAAAUCCAUUCGCGUCACGAACGACAACAAAGCGCGCUACGUCCAGCUGCGUGCCGAGCGGUUCUUUUGCAAUCAAAUGACACACAUGCAGGCGUUUCAAAAGGUACAACGAAGGCGAUCGAGUAUAUGUUGGUGUUCUCAUUAUGGUUGAUCAAUGACAGGGAAUGUUGGAUGUGAUUUACAAGCGCGAUUUGUUGUGGCUGAGUGCCACAGAGUUGCAAGGCGUGGCCCGGGGUGCGGUGACUGUUGAUGUGAAGGCGCUACAAGAGCACAUACACUACGUCCGACCUGCGCAUGCCGAACACCCGACCAUUGUGCGCUUUUGGCAGGCGGUGCAUGAAAUGGACCAGCCCAUGCUACGUCAAUUGCUUACGUUUUGGUCGGGCUCGUCACUGCCGCCGUUGUUUGGCUAUGACGCGAUGGGGGGAACUUGGUCGAUUAAGCUGACAACGCGAGAUCAUUCCGAGCACUGGCCAUGUCCACAAGCUGUGACGUGCGACCACCAAUUGAUGUUGCCCGAGUACCCGACAAAGGAGAUUUUGAUUGAAAAGAUCACAGUGGCGCUGACGUAUGGGGCGUUUGGAUUUGAUCGCGUGUAACUUAAAGCGAAUGGCUUUCACUCUGAGAAAAACACCAGCGUCAACUCAUUCUCGGUUCGAAAUGGUGUUGCCGAGAUGCAUUCUGUGUUGCAAGUUGGGUCUCAUCCUACACUCCUCAUGGGUAUCCUGUCACUGCCCUAAUAAUAUGACCCCCCUGGGGCGUAUUCCCAGGCAAAGUCACGAUCCAGCAUUGUUGAAGUGUUUGUUCAUUAAUAGCUCGCUAUUACUCGACCGUGUCGGUGGGUGGCGGCAGGGGCACUGCUCCUGGUAGCUGAAAGGACGAAGUAGUUGCCUGAAGGGGGGCAUCGACCGGCGGCGCAUACCGUCGCUGGGGCAGCGCUUGGUAGUCGUCUCCGUGUACCAUGGAGUGAAAGAAUAAGUAGAUCAACUUGAGUGGGGAUAGGAUCAACGCAAACGCAGCCCCCGCCCACGCAAUGAGCGUCGCCCAAACUGACGUUAGCAUGGACGGUGUCGGCGUGGAAUUGGACGAAGCUAUGGCGGCAUGCAAUGGAGUCCCGGCAUCCUUCUUCGUGCCUACCAACUGCACAACGGUGCCUGGCCACACGUCACCCUUUUUGAUGAUCUUGCCUUGAUGAAUCAAGCGAGCAUGGUCGCUAAGGCACUCGUAACAUUUCUAUGCCCAUGACGAGAUUGGACGUACAGGUAAAACAACGAUGCCAGCUUGCUGGUCGGAUCGUCUACGCUCCAAAUGCUCACGUAUAAGAUGUACGUGACGUUGCAAAAUUUGACGCUGCAUGGCUUUUCGCGCUGCGCUUCGUUCCCGAAUGCGUCCAUCUGUCGCACAAUUUUGAUAUGUGCUUGACACACGCUGCAUCUGUUCUUGUUGUGGCCAAGGUACCGGCACGCGCAGGAGACGCAGAACACGUGGCCACAGUCUGUCACGCACUGGUCUGGUCUCCCAUCCACUGUCACUUCGCACAGCGCACAGCGCGAAAGAAGAGUUGCUGUCGCCUCCGACAUGUAUAUCGGCA
This is a messenger RNA of Aphanomyces astaci, 4552 nucleotides long. RefSeq lists its product as hypothetical. The record is from RefSeq and is a predicted model, not a curated record. Bases 23 to 3112 code for a protein of 1029 amino acids. Lineage: Eukaryota; Oomycota; Saprolegniomycetes; Saprolegniales; Verrucalvaceae. Gene Ontology annotation, molecular function: protein binding; ubiquitin-protein transferase activity. The transcript has 12 exons.